AACAAGUGCAGUCUCCGGACCAUGUCUUUAUCUUCAAUCAAUUGCCAAAACCUCAUUGAUAUGCACAACUCAAACACAGAGAAAGAGAGUGGUCGGUUACUUUGAGAAUUAUCAUCUCUGAACAUGGCUGGGGUCGGACCAUCAGAUAGUGAUAUUCAGAAGAGUGAAAACAAUGAUCCCAUGAACAAUACGGGGAAUGAGAUCUUUGACCAUGAUAUGGAUGAUACUAGUAACGCCAGGGUUGAUCAUGAACUCGAACCUCUAAAUGUUGUGGAAGAGUCUACACAUGCAGGUGAUAAGAUGGAGAAUGACAACAAUCUAGGGUUUGAGCCUGAUCUGAAUCCAAAGCCCCAAUUACAGAUUAAUGGCGGUUCACAAAACAAUGAAAAUGCUGGUUCCCCUCCAUUAUCUCCAAGAACUCCUCAGUCUCCUCCCUGCAAUGAUUGCUCAUCACCUGACAAUUACCUCUCAGAUUGUGGUUCAUCCUCAAGUGUUGGAAGCAAUUUUCAGCGAGCAAGUGACCUUCUUAUGGCAGUCUCAGUGUCAGCUGAUGUAUACAAGAUGAAAAUCACUAAGCUUGUUGUUGCAGCCAUGGAAGAGUUAACAAAAAUGGCCCUUAAGGGAGAACCUUUAUGGCAACUCCAAAAAAAUGGAAAAACUGAACUUCUAAAUGACGUUGAAUACAUGCGGCAAUUUGGGCAUGUUGAUGCCACAUUGAAGGAGAUAAUGAAAAUGGUUGAGGUGAGAGAACCUCCUCAAUGGAUGCCAAGCUUAGACAAUACUUCUGAGUGCUCGUUUGAAAGUGGAUACAAGCCAAUUUCAUGUAACGUACAUGAAUCAGAACCCCUUCGUAUUGAAGCUUCACGUGAAACCAGUCACGUUAGAAUGAUUCCAAUCGGUCUUGUUGAAAUGCUUAUGGAUUUGAAGCAGUGGUCAUUGGUAUUUUCCAAUAUUGUUUCAAAAGCAAUGAUACUAGGAAUCUUGUCAUCAACUGGAAAGGAAGGAAACUAUGAUGGAACUUUGCAAGUGAUGACAGCAGAAUUUCAUAUCCCUUCACCACUUGUUCCAGUUAGAGAGAGUUAUUUUGCAAGAUACUGCAAACAGGUAGCCCCCGGGACCUGGGGAAUCGUUGAUAUAUCUUUAGAAAAAUUAUUCUCGUAUCCGUCAGUUACCUUUCGGAGAAGACCAUCAGGCUGCUUAAUUCAAGAAAUGCCAAAUGGGUACUCUAAGGUUAUAUGGGUUGAGCAUGUGGAAGUGGACGAUGGAUCAGUGCACAAGCUUUUUCAGCCACUAGUGGCAUCUGGUUUUGCAUUUGGUGCAAAGCGUUGGGUUAACAGCAUAGUUCAACAAUGUGUAAGGCUUGCAACUUUAAUGGCUAGAAGCACCUCCACCGAUACUGGAGUACUAAUACCACAAUAUGGAAGAACAGGGCUGCUGAAGCUCUCUGAAAGAAUGAUGAGAACCUUUUGUAUUGAUGUUUGUGCUUCUGCAUCAAACUUAUGGAUGCCUAUACCUAGAUAUGGGGCUGAAGAUAUGAGGAUCAUGACCAAAUAUAGCAAAUAUGAACCUGGAAUACCUCCUGGUCCAUCAGUAGUUUUUGCUACUUCUGUACAGAUUCCAGCCUCGCAAAAAAGAAUAUGUAAUUUCCUCCAACAUGCUAAUUCUCGAAACAAGUGGGAUAUCCUUUCGUACGGAUACAGAAUCAAAGAACUUGCAUACAUUAUUAAUGGCGAGGAUCCAGGAAACCGCAUUUCUAUAAUCCAAGUGAUUGAUACGCCAGUUCUGUAUUUGCAAGAGAGUUACAGUGACACAACAGGCUCCUAUGUAGUUUACGCACCAAUGGAUGCUUACGCCAUGUCCAUUGUGUUAAAUGGCGGAGACCCAGAUACUGUGGUUAUCUUGCCCUCAGGGUUUGCUAUCCUCCCUGAUAAGCCAACACCAGAGGGAGAAGAAAAUAGUGCAAGUCUUUUGACACUUGGAUUCCACAUAAUUGAUGGUGCAUCAACCAAGAACUUCAUCCCUUCUGAAUCAAUAGAUAUGAUGCAUCAAAUCCUCGCCGAAACUUCCUUCUCGAUUAUGACUGCUAUGAUAUCACCAAAACAUUAAGCUGUAAGAAAGAAAAGCGGGGAGUGGAGCAAAGGGUAACAAAAUAUAUGUAGAAGACUUUAGUUAUAAUGCAUCUUGCACACCUCCCUUAUGAAAGUAGAGGAAGUAUAAUGAAGAGCUCGUUGUUGUAACAAAAUAUAUGUAGAAGACUUUAGUUAUAUUUAUCAUUGUUGUUUGUAAGUUGUAACUUUGUAUCUUGCUGUGUUCAGCACUAUAGACAUUGCUGUAUAACUUAAAGCUGUUGUUAAUAGCUUUUCUCCUUUAUAUCUUCUGCCUGUGGAGCAAAUGAUCUCUCUCGCAUAAAUUUAUAUAAGGGAAAAUAUUAGUAUACACACUAUAUAAUAGAGUGGGUAUAAUAAACACUACCCUUUAGAUAAAUAAUUAUUUUAAUAGCAUGAGAUUAAU
Molecule: messenger RNA, 2511 nt
Organism: Quercus lobata
Lineage: Eukaryota; Viridiplantae; Streptophyta; Magnoliopsida; Fagales; Fagaceae
Product: homeobox-leucine zipper protein MERISTEM L1-like
Exons: 11
Coding region: 124-2106 (660 amino acids)
Molecular function (GO): lipid binding
Source: RefSeq, a predicted model, not a curated record